Molecule: messenger RNA, 999 nt
Organism: Psammomys obesus (fat sand rat)
Lineage: Eukaryota; Metazoa; Chordata; Mammalia; Rodentia; Muridae
Product: putative vomeronasal receptor-like protein 4
Exons: 1
Coding region: 97-999 (300 amino acids)
Biological process (GO): G protein-coupled receptor signaling pathway
Cellular component (GO): membrane
Molecular function (GO): pheromone receptor activity
Source: RefSeq, a predicted model, not a curated record
UAAAGAAAACAGAAAACCCACAGGUGUGAACUACACCACAUUUACUUGCUUGUGUUUCUCAAAGGAUUUUUUCCUAGUCCUCUUCUGGGCGUGAAGAUGAUUUGGAGAGACCUCAUCCAGAGAAUGAUUUUCGUUUCACUUAUUGGACUCGGAGGUUUAGGAAACAUCAUCUUAUUUGUGAGACAUCUAUAUCCUUUCAUCAUGGGUCCUGAGCACAAAAAUAUAGAUGUCGUUCUCACCCACUUGGCUUUUGUAAACACGAUAAUUAUUUAUUGCAUAGGGGUCAGAACCAUAACCACAAUUUUUUAUUUCAGAAACUUCCUAGGUGAUGUUGGCUGUAAAAUUACAAUUUAUCUAGAAAGGAUUGCCCGUGGCCUCUCCAUCUGUACCACCUCUCUCCUCAGUGUGGUCCAGGCUGUCACCAUCAGUCCUAGGAACAGCCUUUGGAGAAAGCUCAAACCACAGACUGCAUGGCAUGUUCUAGCCUUUCUCCUGAUCUUUUGGAUCUUUAAUUCCCUGAUAAGCUCCAACUUGCUCCACUACAUCACAGCAGGCAGUAGCAUGAACAGGUCUGUAGUUGGGAUGUAUACUGGAUAUUGCUAUAUGCUGCCAUCCAGGCACACAGUUAAGUGGCUUUUCCUCUCCCUCAUGGCUCUUCGCGAUGUCACUUUUCAGGGUCUCAUGGGCUGGAGCAGUGGGUCUAUGGCUCUCCAUUUGUAUAAACAUCACACACGUGUGCUCUACCUUCACAGAUCCAGGUCUGAAUGUAAUUCCAGGCCAGAAAUCAGAGCUACACAAAGAGUUCUCACACUCCUGACCUGUUUCCUUUUCUUUUACUUGGCAGAUUUUAUUUUCUCCUGCUACACGGGUUCCACAGUGACACAUGAUUCCACAGUCCUAAAUAUUAAAGCAUUUUUAGUUCUUAGUUAUGCUGGUCUCAGUCCCUUUGUCCUAAUCAUCAGAGAUGUCCAGAUUGCUAAGCCCUGCUGUGUCUGCUGA